Molecule: messenger RNA, 4207 nt
Organism: Hypomesus transpacificus
Lineage: Eukaryota; Metazoa; Chordata; Actinopteri; Osmeriformes; Osmeridae
Gene: nucks1a
Product: nuclear casein kinase and cyclin-dependent kinase substrate 1a
Exons: 8
Coding region: 266-1180 (304 amino acids)
Biological process (GO): double-strand break repair via homologous recombination; interstrand cross-link repair
Cellular component (GO): cytoplasm
Molecular function (GO): single-stranded DNA binding; double-stranded DNA binding
Source: RefSeq, a predicted model, not a curated record
CAAGGCCACACCGUUAGGUUGAGCGCAGUCUGCAGUUUCAGUUUGUUUUAUUCACCAUUUUGAGUAGCAGAAGGUAAAAAUUAAACUAAAAUCGCAUUUAGUUGACUAACCUCGUCCACAUUUUUUGUUUUACGCAAUAGCUCCGGCGUUGAGCUGUGACGUCUUGUGCCGCCCUUUGGAGUCGCAGAGCGGGGCGAUUUUUUUUAUUUGCCUGGGCUUCUUUUUCCCUUUCUUACAUUCUUAACCUCUACAGUAUUUCUGCAAAAUGUCAAGACCAGUGAGGAACAGGAAGGUGGUGAAUUACUCACAGUUCAAUGAGUCUGAUGAUGCAGAUGAGGAGUAUGGGAAAGACUCCAACAAGCCCAAGAAGAUCCGUGCGGCACCUCGGGAGGUGAAGCACAAACGCUCAAAGAACUCCCAGGAGGACAGUGAGGACUCUGAUGACAAACUCUCCAAACCCAAAAAUGAUUCAGCAGACGACUUCGGCAGUGAUGACGACAACGACUUUGGAGAGGAGGAUGAGGAGGAUGGAGGGAGCGACUAUGAGGCCAAGCGAGGAAAAAAGGGAAAGAAGGCUAAGGUGGAGAAGCCCAGCAAGAAGACGCUGAAGAGGAAACGGCCUGCUGAUGAUAGUGACGAUGACAGGGAGGUGAGUCGUAAGGUGCGCACGGUGCGCCAGGCAGCGACCAAGGCUGUGUCCAAACAGAGAGAGAUCCUACUGGGGGACGGAGGCAGCGAGGAUGAGGAACAGCCAGACCAGGAGGAGGCCUACAUGGACCCUGACGAGUCGGGUAGCGAUGAAGACUUCAUGGUUGAGGAUGAUGACGAUAGUGACUACGGACGCUCCAAGAAGAGGAGCAAGAAGGUGAUCAGAAGGGGCCGACCGGAGCGGAAGGAGAAGAAGUCCCCCAAACCAAGACUAAAGGCCACAGUUACCCCCAGCCCAUUGAAAGGCAAAGGGAAGGGGCGCCCGAGCGCCAAAGCCCUGGAGAAGAGCUCGCCCAAAGAGGAGGAAGAGGAGGAGCCAGAGAGCCCCCUGGAGGAGGACGAGGAAGAGGUCGAGAAGAAGGAGUCCUCCCCCGCCCCCAAGAAAACAAAGGAGGCCGCAGGAGAGGAAGAGGAGGAGGAAGACGAAGAGGAGGAUGGCUCGGAAGAGGACGCUCCCUCCGGGGAGGACUAGAAGAUCCGGCCUACAGAAAUCUCUCUCUCUCUCUUUGGUUCUUUCUCUCUCCUCAAACGUUCUCAAGUUUUAUUUUAAUUAUCUUUGUUUUCUUGUACUCCUGAGUUUUCAAGAUGGUUUAUUUUAGGUUUAUGCAGUGGCCUGGCCCAAUGGUUUGGACAUUAAUGUGGCUUUAUUGUUUUGCGCUGUUUUUUAUCUUCCCCUACACCCCACCUGCCCCAUUGGCCCGGGACCCCUGUGGUAUGAGAACAUGCCACGUGUGAUAGAGGAGUAUAGGCAGCUGUCUCUGGCUUUCUGAUGCCCUGUAUACAUUCUCUUAUCCUUCCAUGUCCCCCAGCUUUGCUUCUCCUUUGACAGACUUGUCUCUGGUGUCUUAUCUUUUCCCUGCCCUUCAGGAGCUCCUGUGACUUCCGGAGGGAUUCACCUCUCCAGGCUGUGUUAGUUGGCUUCUUCUCAGCACACCGUGCAAGUGAGCAUCCAUCCUGAACCCUCACCCAAACCGUAAAAAAAGCUAGUUUGCCCAACAUGCGCGUGUCUGCGAGCGUGGGUGGUUGUGUUUGUUUCAGGACCAUGUUAUCAAAGGGUCACUGAUUUGACAUGACCACACAGGGAGACAGAGGUGUAAUCCCUUUCCUCCAGUCAUGUGACCACCGUUAGGCCUGAACAUGCUCUGUAUAGCUCUUUUAACAUCCAGCCACUGCGCGGUUUAUUCAACAAGCAACACUAUCCAUUGGUGCAGCCGCAACCCCUGCAGACUAAUGAUAGAGGGCCAGACUAGACGGUAAACAAAAAUGAGGAUAUGGAUUUGGUAAAGUUCUUGUACGUUUCUACUCUGCUGGUUAGUUCAGUUUGAGGUACAUGGGUGUGUGUGUGUUUUUAAAUCUCUCUGACUCUUUUAUACUGUUAAACACAUCAUGUGUUAACAGGGCAGUUUUAUGCUUAUUUUAUUCACAGUAAUUUCUUAUCUGUGCUGUUCUGCUGUCCCCUACUUGUCUUCAGCUUGACAGGAAAAAAGUGAUCUGUCCCUGUGUUGCAGGCCUGCAGUUUUAACACUGAAGUAAUACUCAUUGCUUGUGUGGUUGUAGACUACUCUUAUUGGUCUGUGGUUUUAAUGAAGAGAACUGAGGUGAGAAUAAUUUCUAUGAACAGUGUUGACGUUCAAAAAGAUAGGUCUCCCUCUGGAGCAGUGGUUAUGAACUGACAACGGUUAAUUGUUUGUUACAGAAACAAGUUCUUGGUGAGAUCCUGGUCUGUACUCUGUGUGUCUUUGUUGCCCCCGAAGGUGUUAACCUGCUGUGUGUGUGUGCAUAAGUACAGUGUAGAUAAACUGGGUUCUACAGUUGUCUCCAUGUGGGAUGAUUCUCACGCAUGCUCACACUAAUAUGACUACCACACAGAUGUGCUGUUAGUAGCACUCAGAAAUACACUAGCCCAGUCUGACUGGAGCAUCUUCUCACCGUUCAAUCCUUUGUGCCAGGCGUCUCCAUUUGUUUUAGUUUUUUAGUUUUGUUUUGGAGAGUCCAAAAAAUGAAUGUUUUUUUUCUUCUCGUUUUAAUUCUCUUAAGAUUUUUUUUGUAAUGUUUGUUUUUUAAGAAAAGAAAUAAAAUGUAUCUUUGAUUUUAAAGAGAAAAGUUGACCCUCUUCAUCUGUUGAUAUGUCUGUGGUUGGAUUGGUUUUGGAGAGCAGGCCAUCCAUCAUGUCUUACUCCUCUCCUCUGUCUGUCCUUCUCUUUCACGUCAUCCUCCUCCCUUCUAUGUCACUCAUGAGCCGAGAACAAACAUGCAUCAUCAGGUGGACAGAUGGGUUAAAAUGGUCAAGAUGUGUUUGCAUUAUGACCCAAGCUAAUGUUGAGGGCCACUCCCUUCCCCUUCAGCUCCCUCAGGAUGGAGGGCUAUCUAUUACUAUUAUUCCUUUACUAGACUCGAUACAUUUGUGACUCAGAUUUAUGGUACUGAGAUGUAUAUUGAUUCGUAUGAAUUACUGUUUUCACUGAGUAGGCUAUGAACAUUGGUUGAGAAGCUCUCUGAAGAUUCAUCAUGUCUAAUCUUUUUGUAAAUGCCUUAAUGUGGGUCAGGCAUAGGGCAGCAGUGGGUGUCAUUACAUUGACUGGAACUGGAGAUGUGAAUGGGGAAUGUAGAUAACUACAGCUUUUCCACUAUUAUCAUUAGCUUAGUGUUGCUGACAACCAGUUGAAGCCAUAAGUGAUAUGUGAUGGCUUAAUGUAAAACGGUGACGCAAAAAGUAGGAAAAUGACGAGUCAAAGCUGCCAAAGAAAUCUUGGACAUAUGUUUGUUCUUGUUAUCUUUGUUUUAGGAUUAAUUCAAUAUAGCCUGAGACCCAAGACUGCAAAACAACUAGUGCCCUAAUAGGCCCACAUGUAAACCCAAGCCUUGGUUCUGAAGCACAUUCACUGAUUCUAAAACUGACCUUACCACAAGGAAGAAAUGCUAUCUCAUGGCCAACUCCUAAUUGACACCAAGCCUACAGCCGCAUCUAUAUAUCUGACUGUAUGUACAGAAAGACAAGCCCUUACUUACUUCUGGGACAGAGCCAGAAGGCUUUUUGCAGGAUUCUGGAAUGCCAGUCCUACAACAGCUGGUGUUCUGUGACGUGUUAAAGCUCUGAGGGCUUCUAUGCUACUGUGUCUGAAAUGAGAAACAUGACAUCCAGUAACUAUUUCCUUAGAGGGAGCAACGGACUUGUUCUUUCUUUUAUUCAUUGUACAGCUCGUUUUCAAAAUUUUGUUUCUCAUCAUGUUUUUCUCUGUAUCUUGAAUCGUUCUGGCAAUGUAAAUGUAAGCAAAUGUGAUUCCUGCAGGUGAUGUGGAGAAGCUUUUGUUAGUGUGGUGUGGAAAGGGAACGCUGAACUGCAUGUCAUGGAAAAGUUAGCUACAAUGAAGAAGGUGGCGAUGAAGGUGAUGGUGAUGAUGGCAAUAGUGUGGUCUUAAAUAGUGUUAACAACAACAAUGAUGUUGAUGACAUUUUGGUUUCCCAGCUUCUAAUAAAGGCAACCUACUUUUUAUAUCGA